AUGUCCACUUUUACACCGGUCUCCACGCCGCCGUCAGAAGUCAGACCCCGAUCACAAUAUUUCAACCAACAAUUACACAAUCUUUUCCGUGAUGCAUUGUCGCUGCAAACCUGGCUCUUUCUCGGUGCUCUACUGCAAUCUACACUCUUCCUGCUCAUUCCAACCAGUAUCGCAAUUCUACCUGUCAUCUUAUAUUUCACCAUCUGUUUCAUCGACAAUGCUCUAAUUUACAGUGGCAUACGCCCAAAUCCACUCAUGGCCAAUAUAAUUCCUGGUAAAACCUCCGCACAAUUCCCUGGCAGCACAAUUCCAUCACAGCAUCCGAUUGUCGUCAUCAAGCUCGCCGCUCGCACCAAUCACCCUCUUGGAAUUAUUCAUCCGCACAUGCGAAAGAUCGGAACCUAUUUCAAUCGCAUGAUUGAUGAUCUUGACGAGAAUAGUGAAGAAUAUGGCUAUUUAGGCGCUAAUAGCUACCUGGCCAAUGAGCGAUCAACAGGCAACGAGCUCAUGAUUAUGGCGUACUUUCGUACAUAUGACGGAUUGCAUGCAUUCUCGCAUGAGAAUGGUGUUCAUCGUGAAGCUUGGAAUUAUUGGAAUACUCAGGUUAUGGGAAGAGGUAAAAAUGAGGAGGGGCGGAUGUUUAGUAUUAUGCAUGAGGCGUACGAGGUUCCUGUUGGGAAGUGGGAGAACAUAUUCAUUAAUUAUCAUCCUAGUGGGGUUGCUGCGACGACGUUUAAGGUCGAUGUGGAUGGGAAGGAGAAGUGGGCUAGUCCAAUGGUUGAUGCGAGGAAGGGACUGUUUAGGACUAGUAAGGGGCGCAUGGCAGCGAGCGCGGGAGAUGAGAAUGAGAUCUAUGGGAAUGAUCCAUAUGCGAAUGAGAAGGCUUGA
This is a messenger RNA of Penicillium angulare, 888 nucleotides long. RefSeq names its product monooxygenase fmaE (gene fmaE). The transcript has 2 exons. Bases 1 to 888 code for a protein of 295 amino acids. The record is from RefSeq and is a predicted model, not a curated record. Lineage: Eukaryota; Fungi; Ascomycota; Eurotiomycetes; Eurotiales; Aspergillaceae.